UAUUAAUUCAUCUGGCAACCCUUCACGUUUCCUGUUCUCCCAGCCCAGUCUUCGUCUUUCGAGCUGUAGUAUUCACUUGCGCCCGUCAUAUACUGACUUAAACCCAGGAAACACAAAACACCUCGACAUUCCAGGUAAAAAAAAGAGGGUUGGAGGACAGGAUAAGACAAGCAGCCAUGGUGUCCAUCCCAGAAUACUACGAGGGGAAGACCGUCCUAAUCACCGGGGCAACUGGCUUCAUGGGGAAGGUCCUGCUGGAGAAACUGCUGCGCUCUUGUCCCGGGGUGGAGGCGGUGUACGUGCUGGUCCGACACAAGGCUGGACAGAACCCCCAGGCCCGCAUCGCAGACAUGAUCAACUGCAAGCUGUUUGACAGGGUGCGGGACGAGCAGCCGGGCUUUGCGGAGAAGAUCGUCGCUGUGAGCAGCGAUCUGACCCAGCCCGAGCUGGACCUGAGCAAGGAGGAUCAGGAGAUGCUGGCCGGACGCAUCAACAUAGUGUUUCACUGCGCCGCCACCAUCCGCUUCAAUGAGCCCCUCAAAGAUGCCAUCCAGCUGAACGUGCUAGCCACUCAGAAGAUGGUGGCCCUGGCCCACAGGAUGAAGCACUUGGAAGUGUUCCUGCACGUGUCCACGGCCUAUGCCAACUGUGACAGGGAGCUGAUCGAGGAAGUCAUCUACCCUCCACCCGUCGAUUACAAGAAACUUAUCGACACCCUAGACUGGAUGGAUGAGAAGCUGGUGACCCUGAUAACCCCUAAACUGAUUGGGGAUCGUCCGAACACCUACACGUACACCAAGGCCCUGGCCGAGUACCUGGUGCAGCAGGAGUGUGGGAACCUCAACGUGGCCAUCGUCAGACCCUCCAUCGUAGGAGCCAGCUGGAAGGAGCCUUUCCCCGGUUGGAUUGAUAACUACAACGGACCCAGCGGAAUAUUUAUCGCGGCUGGGAAGGGAAUCCUGCGUACGAUGAGGGCGUCCAACAACGCAGUGGCCGACCUGGUUCCAGUAGACGUGGUCAUCAACACGACCCUGGCUGCUGCCUGGUACUCAGGCUCCCAGAGACACACCAGGCCUAAGAACAUUCUGGUGUACAACUGCACGACUGGUGGAAUCAAUCCUUUCCGCUGGGGCGAAGUUGAGUACCAUGUAAUAUCCACUUUCAAGAGGAACCCGCUCGAGCAGGCGUUCAGAAGGCCCAAUGUAAAUCUCACAACCAAUCACCUUAUCAAUCAGUACUGGAUCGCUGUGAGCCACAAAGCUCCAGCCUUUCUCUAUGACCUCUACCUCAGGAUGACUGGACGAGAACCCAGAAUGAUGAGGACCAUCACACGCCUCCACAAAGCCAUGAUGGUGCUGGAGUAUUUCACCAGCCACUCCUGGGUGUGGAACACGGACAACGUCACCAUGCUCAUGGGACAGAUGAGUCCAGAAGACAAGAGGGCGUUUAACUUUGAUGUGAGACAGCUGCACUGGGCCGAGUACAUGGAAAAUUACUGCAUGGGCACCAAGAAGUACGUCCUGAACGAAGAGCUAUCCGGCCUGCCUGCUGCUCGCAAGCAUCUCAACAAGCUGAGGAAUAUCCGCUACACCUUCAACACUGUCUUGGUGGUGCUGAUCUGGAGGGUCUUCAUCGCCCGCUCCCAGAUGGCCCGGAACAUCUGGUACUUUGUGGUCAGCCUCUGCUUCAAGUUCCUCUCCUACUUCAGAGCGUCCAGCACCAUGAGAUACUGAAGGCCCCGGCCCUCAAGACCACAGAACCAGGACACAUAGGAUCCCAAUCAGCCUCGGGGCUGCAUGUUUACCCUGCCUUCCCCAGCUUUGUCACCACACCCCCCUCACCCUUCUGCUCAAGGCCCAGUCUGGAUGCUCAGAACCUGGCUUCACACUCACUAGAACCCACCUUUAGCCCAGACAAACCCCACCCCUGUUCAUGGUCCAGGAAACCUACUGCUAGAGGCAUGAUGCCAGUCCCCUAACCUUAUGCCCCUUCCCCUCCCUGUGGCCUGCACAUGGCUAUGCAUCGGACAACGCUCUACUGCAAAUUCUGAAACUUUUAACCUUACUUGAAGAGACUGACAAACUGUCUAUGUAGUUGUUCAUGGGUCUGGGACUAGGAGCAGCUGCAACAGUGAUUUCACUCAGCAUGUAUACAGCCAAACCUCCUGCUACAAGUAACAUUGUCCCCCUCUUAAAAUCAUUGGUAGUGAGAAGCAGCGGUCCACAUUCUCGAUUCCUUCCCCCGAAGUGUACUCUGGAGGGGAUUCACCAGCGAGAGACGCGAUGAUUGGUAGUGGCAUGGGAACAUCUAACGAGGCCUACUCCUGCUUCCCACUUUACACUUCUCUGCAGUUCUUGAUGUUGCUGAGUGGAUGAUGUGGGCGUACACGCUGGGGGCGUUGAAAGGGCAGAGAGUAGGACCGGAGCCAGAGUGUCGUCCUCGCUGGGUUUCAGGGGAAGCUUUCUGCUGAUGCAGCCGGGUCUACGAGGGGUCCGUUAACCUUCUGCACGUGUCUGCCUGGGUCUGUGCUCGGGCUCGGGUCUACUGUAGGCGCCUGCGAGAGUCUCCCCUCUUAUCACACCAAGCACAAGGAUAGAUGGGAGGUUGCAAUGGAUGUUUUUAUACAAUGCCUCAAACUCGCGUGUGUUAACUCGACCGACUGCAGAAACGGCUCGUUUUGUUUUUGUUUUCCCCGUCGUGGUCGUAGGUCCCUCUGCUUUGUGCAUAAUAUAGUUGGGGAGGACUGGGAGAUGUAGUCCAACUUUGCUGAUUUUUUUCAAUUGUUUUGAAAGCCCAAGCUUUUUAGAUUAGUUAGUUUUAGAUUUAGCGCAGUUACUGUAUGUCGGUUGGAUCAGCAUACGUUUCUUUUUUUUAAAUUAAGUUCAGUGAUCCUGGGCAUUUUCUGGAAGUCUGUUAAGCUAUUAAUCUUGCUUCAGUUUCCCUUCCAGAAGGUUUAGCCUGUUCCCUAUCAUGCCUUUUUAAGAGUUUACUUGUUGUUUACCUGGACAUUGUAAUGCCUUUUAUCAAUAUGUCUUGCCAUGGAAGUCAAAGGUGGUCUUAUCUCCCAGGCAAGUGAAUGCUUAAGGCAAGACUAUUUGUAUUUGUCCUUUAUCCUUCUUGUCAGGUCUCAUCGUACAUGAUGUAGGACAGACCGUCUGAUUUGCCUUGGUUACCGUACUUUACCAUGGUUACUGUACCAUGACUUUGCUUAUUGACCAUGCUGUGGCUCUGCGUGCUUGUGAGAGCUACUCUGACUUGGGUUUAUUAUGAAAUUGUUGGAGAGGUAUGUGUGUGAUGGCACAUUGUGAAUUGUGCCUGAACUUUGUCUAUAUAACGUGAAAAAGGAGCAAUCAGAUGUUUUCUAAUCCGUGUAAAACUCUAUUUAGGUAUAGACUUCAUAUUUAAAAAAUCUGACCUAAUAGAAUAUUUUUAUGCUAACAAUGUAUUGUGUGGGGAUUUAUUUACUUAUAAAAAAAAAUCUAAAAGUCUACAGUAGAUCUUAAUGUAUUUUGCGCACUCUCUGAAUGUAAUGGUUAAUUGAACAUAACUCUCGCACAUCUCCCUAUACUGUCAAGCUUUCAAUGAUUCUUGAACCCAAGUUAAUAUUUCCUUGUGUCAAAAGUUUCUUGUGUUUUGAAUAUUGAUAAACGGGCGUCCUUUUCCAAAUGUUUUGAAGGGUAUCCUUGCGUAUGUUGACUUUAGCUCCUGUAAAUUCUUUCUGUGUCUGUUUUUGAAGAUGUGGGGUUCCGGGUAGUUCUAGUGUUUCUGUGCUGUAUGGCUGUGACAGAAGCAGGGACAUGACUAAUUCAAUGUUCAUUCACUAACGUGAUUGAGAGGCUCUGUCAGAGUAGGAACUGUCUCACCUGUUUGGCGGCGAUGCCCGUCCAUUAUUGCAACACUGCAAUGAUCUAAGAGCACUGCAAUGAUCUAACUGCACGUCAGACAAAUACAUUUCUUAUCACUAAGGUCUGGAUAUGUGGAUGUAAAGGUGACAUUUGGUUAACACACCAUUUAUUGUGUCUUCUGCCUGCUAACAUUUGUUGUUUUCAUCGAAUAACGGUAUACUGUAUUCUUGUCCAAUACAAAUGUAUCACUUCCUGUGUCCUGACGACCAUAACCGUUGCUGGAUGCUCUGGACUUGGAAAGCUCAGUCAAUGUAAAAAGAAAAGAAAAAAAAAAGAUUAUCUAUGGGUGCCUUUUGUUUGCAAACCAAAAAGGAAUAAACUAAAUUUAAAAUCUU
Osmerus eperlanus (European smelt) is the source of this 4240-nucleotide messenger RNA. It is a transcript of the gene far1, whose product is annotated as fatty acyl CoA reductase 1. The transcript is spliced from 12 exons. The record is from RefSeq and is a predicted model, not a curated record. Gene Ontology annotation, molecular function: alcohol-forming very long-chain fatty acyl-CoA reductase (NADP+) activity. Gene Ontology annotation, biological process: long-chain fatty-acyl-CoA metabolic process. Gene Ontology annotation, cellular component: peroxisome. NCBI's taxonomy places the organism in Eukaryota, Metazoa, Chordata, Actinopteri, Osmeriformes, Osmeridae. The coding region runs from base 177 to 1733 and encodes 518 amino acids.